CUCCUUUGUGCCCCCACCCAUUUUCUCAGCUCACGGACUCGUCUUGUUCUUGUUUCAAGAAUGUCUAACCGGAAGCAAAGCAACCCGCCUUCUCCGGCCACCGCCUCCUUCCUCCUCUCUCUCCUCGCCGCCGCCGCUUUCUCCUCCGCCCAUGCGGCGACGGCGACAUCCCAGAGCCCCAUCACAACGGUGGUCGUCCUGGUGAUGGAGAACCGUUCCUUCGACCACAUGCUGGGGUGGAUGAAGCGCCUCAACCCGGCCAUCGACGGCGUCGACGGCUCCGAGUCCAACCCGCUCUCCACCUCCGACCCCAACUCCACCCGCUUCCACGUCGACGACCGCUCCCACUACGUGGACCCGGACCCGGGCCACUCGUUCCAGGCGAUCCGGGAGCAGAUAUUCGGGUCCAACGACACGUCGGCGGACCCGCCGCCGAUGAACGGGUUCGCCCAGCAGGCCUACUCCAUGGACCCGUCCACGAACAUGUCCAGGAACGUGAUGAGCGGGUUCGACCCGGACAUGGUCGCCGUCUACAAGGCCCUCGUCUCCGAGUUCGCCGUCUUCGACAGGUGGUUUGCAUCGGUGCCGUCGUCAACCCAACCGAACCGUCUCUACGUGCACUCUGGCACGUCGGCAGGCGCCACCAGCAACAUCCCCGCCCUCCUCGUCGAGGGCUACCCGCAGCGCACCAUCUUCGAGAACCUUGCCGACGCGGGCCUCUCCUUCAGGAUUUACUACCAGAACAUCCCCGCCGUUCUCUUCUACCGCAACCUCCGGAAGCUCAAGUACCUCUUGAAGUUCCGACCGUACGGCAUCUCAUUCGCGGCAGACGCGAGGCGGGGGAAGCUACCGAACUAUGCUGUCAUCGAGCAGCGCUACAUGGACACCAAGGAGGAGCCUGCCUCCGACGACCACCCGUCGCACGACGUGUACCAGGGGCAGAUGCUCGUGAAGGAGGUGUAUGAGACGCUCAGGGCGAGCCCGCAGUGGAACCAGACCUUGCUACUGAUCACGUACGAUGAGCACGGCGGGUUCUUCGAUCAUGUCCCCACGCCGGUCCACGGGGUCCCCAGCCCGGACGACAUCGUGGGGCCCGAGCCGUUCAACUUCCAGUUCAACCGGCUGGGUGUGAGGGUCCCCACCAUUGCGGUUUCGCCUUGGAUCGAAAAGGGCACUGUUGUCCAUGGGCCCAACGGGUCACCCUCUCCGACGUCCGAGUACGAGCACUCCUCAAUCCCUGCAACAGUCAAGAAGCUUUUCAACCUCAGCGCGCCUUUCCUCACUAAGCGAGAUGCAUGGGCCGGCACAUUCGAGGGCAUCGUGCAAACACGCACUCAACCGAGAACUGACUGUCCAGAGCAACUCCCGACUCCGGUUAAGAUCAGGGAAGGCGAGGCUAAGGAAGAUGCCAAGCUAAGCGAAUUCCAGCAGGAGCUCUUGCAGCUCGCAGUGGUGCUGAAAGGUGAUCACAUUUUCACAAGUUAUCCCGAGAGAGUCGGGAAGGAGAUGACUGUCAAAGAAGGGAAGGAGUACAUGGAGGAUGCAGUCAAGAGCUUCUUUGAGGCGGGUCUUUAUGCCAAGAAAAUGGGUGUCGAUGGAGAGCAGAUUGUGAAGAUGAGGCCUUCACUCACUACAAGACCAUCAAAACCCUGAAACAUACACCCCCGCCCCCCCCAACCUACAGAUGCUAUACUAAAGCAGACCAGAAAUGUUUGAGCAUUGUGAGUAAAAACAAAAAAAGUGAAUAAAAUCUAAAGUUCACCUGUAACAAAAAAGUAAGCAGCAGAGGAAGGUGAUUAUUGUUUGCAAGUUUUCUCGCUUCAUCACAAUUACACAUCGCACAUAUUUUACAGGCUAUUUGUCAUUCUCUUUUGUUCUUA
Molecule: messenger RNA, 1880 nt
Organism: Syzygium oleosum
Lineage: Eukaryota; Viridiplantae; Streptophyta; Magnoliopsida; Myrtales; Myrtaceae
Product: non-specific phospholipase C2-like
Exons: 4
Coding region: 61-1653 (530 amino acids)
Biological process (GO): phospholipid catabolic process
Molecular function (GO): hydrolase activity, acting on ester bonds
Source: RefSeq, a predicted model, not a curated record